AUGUCUGAAGCAGAUCAAAGGUUUCAUCGCUUUAUUUGGAGAUAUGGGAAUGAAAGGAGCUCUGCGCUGUUUGUGUUUCAGUGGAAACGUGUUCUCUUUGGGGAUGCUUGUAGCCCUGAUCUUGCCAUGUUCGCCAUUCGCAUGCUAGCUGAUGUUAAAGAAAACGCCCAACCGAUUGGUGCAAAAGCUUUGAAAGAAAAUACAUAUAUCGAUGACGUUGCGAAUUCAGUCUCGGAGCCAGAAGAAGCAAAACGAACUAUUACAGAGGUUGACAGCAUACUAGCAAUGGGUAAAUUCUCUAUCAAAGCCUGGAAUUCCAAUCACGCAGCUGUAUAUAAGAAUCCGCAAGAGAACGAGGUGGAGUUUCUCGGUCACGUAUGGGACAAGCUUAAAGACACAUUGAAGGAGAAACCGAAAAACAGUCGUUUUUCCUGGCGCAGAACCUUCGAAAAGGAAUGCCUUGGGAUUGGUGAUGAAACUUUAAGAUCUCUUGGCUUCCUCCUUCCUGUCACGAUGAAAUAUCGAAUGGAUCUACAAGCCAUUUGGGAAGCUGGAUUCAUAUGGGAUGACCCCCUGUCGGUAGAAUCCAUUGAUGUUUGGCAGAAGCAUGUUGAGGAAAUGAACAAACUUGCCGAGGUGGAAUUAGAUCGAUGUCUUAAACCCUCGGAUGCCAGAGGAUUCGCACAACUACAUGCUUUUUCAGACGCAGGAGAUCGAGGGUUUGGCACUUAA
Paramuricea clavata is the source of this 732-nucleotide messenger RNA. NCBI's taxonomy places the organism in Eukaryota, Metazoa, Cnidaria, Anthozoa, Malacalcyonacea, Plexauridae. The record is from the annotation of a GenBank genome assembly.